AUAAGAAAAGUGGAAGACAAGUAGCGACAGCUUCGCUUGGAUGAGGAGGGCGUCAGACAUCUUUUUUUUUUUAAAUCGAAAGGAAUGUUGCUCUGUUAACACAUUUUAAACCAUUGUUUUGUGUUUUAAUGUUAGCGUUUAUAAAGGAAAAUAAACGACAAUGGCGUUAUGUUUUUUGGUCACAAUAUUUGCAGUUUUAUCUGCUGCUUUGGCCAUAUCUGUGAGCAUACCUAAAGAAGUCUAUGAGGUUGCAAGAGGAGACAAUGUGACAAUACCAUGUAGCUUCAAAUCAACUGUGGUUCUGAGCCAGAUUAAAGCCAUGAGCGUUCAUUGGGCUCGACUUGCAAAAAACCCAGAGGAUCCAGCGUCAAAAAUACUUGAUUAUUAUUAUCCAGCCAAUGAGUUGGAUAUUAAUGCAAAGUAUGAAGGAAGAGUUGGUUUUGUGUCGAAACCUGAAACGGGUGAUGUUUCUAUCUACAUCAGUAAAGUGACUCUAGAGGACAAUGGCUUUGUGGAGUGUGCUGUCAACAUUGCAAAAGACAAGGAUGGGGUAAACACACGUGCAACAAAUCUGCUUGUGUUGGUUGCUCCAUCAACGCCGCUGUGCUCUUUGGAAGGAAAGGCAGAAUAUGGGCAGGACAUCAGACUGAAAUGUGUCUCAGAAGAAGGGUCCCCUCCACCAGUUUACAAGUGGACAAACUAUGAUGUACAAAACACUCUGAGGCCGGAUCCACCAAAAUCCAAACAGGAAAAUGGAAUGAUGACCCUGGUGAAUGUUUCCAUGGACACCUCUGGAUUCUUCAUUUGCACCUCAUCCAAUAAAAUCCGCUCCGCCUCCUGCAACAUUACUGUUGCUGUCAUGCCUCCCUCCAUGAAUAUUGGUUUGACUGUCGGGAUUAUUGGAGGUGGCGUUGCUGCACUCGUUGUCAUUGUAAUAGCUGUUUACUGUUGCUGCUGCCGUAACACAGAGCCACCUGAGGAAUAUGAAAUGGAGGUUCCGGGAGAGGAUUAUGACCCAAAACCCAAACCCCUUAAGAACACCGAAGAAUAUUAUGAUGAAAAGAACGAGUCCCGCCACAACGGAGUCACGUACUACGACGAUGAUGGUGAGGAAGAGAACGAACGCUCCAGGCCUCCCAUGAUUCCACCUAACAAGCCAAUGCAUAUGGGCCAUACUGAUUCUUAAGUGUACUUGCUUGCUGUAUUCUUUUUAGAAAGAGACUAAGUAUUGGAGAAGGGAUCACUUUAUUUUGACAGAUCGUGGACUACCUAAUGUUAUCUUAGCUAAGGUAGGGUGUGAAUCCAGCGAUCUUUUAUUGCUUUCCUGUAAUUUCCUCUGUUUAUUUUUUUAUAACGUAGAAAUAUCGUUUAGCAAAAAUAAGUACUGUGGCAAGAAUGCAGUCUCAUGCAUCUACUGUGUAUUAGAUCCUGCAGUGUGUGUGCGAUUGCAGAACUGCCUGUACGCUUAGAAAUGUGGUUUCUGCGGGUGUCAAACAGAUUGCUUGCUGAAAACACACAAUUUUUUUUUUUAUACUUUAAAAGAUUUUGUAUUUGAUUAAAUGUCAUGUUUUGCUUUUAUAAUCACGUUUAGUUACUAUGCUUAACCAUGCAUUACCAAAUGGAUUUGCAGAUGCUUGCUUUUUUUUUUUUUUUUUUUUUAAUAUAACCUUAACAUGCCCCAUAAGUUGGUUUUUGACUCACCUGGCAAGGUGUAGCAGUGGAGACAAUUGCAUAUAUAUACAAUGAAUUUAUAUUUAAUACAUUUUAUAAAAUGAAGUUGUCUUUUCAGUAAUAUGGUAAAUAAUAAGGGUGUUGUAAUUGCAUAAUAAAACAUAUUUUAAAACAGGUAUUUUCUAAGCGUAAUUGUACUUUGU
Molecule: messenger RNA, 1874 nt
Organism: Polyodon spathula (Mississippi paddlefish)
Lineage: Eukaryota; Metazoa; Chordata; Actinopteri; Acipenseriformes; Polyodontidae
Product: cell surface A33 antigen-like
Exons: 7
Coding region: 161-1186 (341 amino acids)
Cellular component (GO): plasma membrane
Source: RefSeq, a predicted model, not a curated record